AUCACAGACAUUGCCUAGCCUGUGCCUGUCCAUUCUUGUCCAAGCUGGUUGUGCUCUCCCGCCCCAGCCCCAAGCAACUGGGGGGCCCAGCCCCAUGUGGUGGAUCUGCGCAGCGACACGGUGACCAGGCCCAGCGCGGCGAUGAGACAGGCCAUGGCCCAGGCCGAGGUGGGGGAUGAUGACUAUGGGGAGGACCCGACAGUCAAUGAGCUCCAGCGCUUGGCCGCCCAGCUCCUAGGAAUGGAGGAAGCUUUGUUUGUGCCAACGUCGACCAUGGCAAACCUCAUUGCUGUGAUGUGCCACUGCCAGCGCAGGGGGGCUCAGCUGCUCGUCGGGAGGGAGGCCCAUCUGCACGUCUUCGAACAGGGCGGGGUUGCUCAGGUAGCUGGGGUCCAUUCCCAGGUGCUACAGGAUCUGCCAGAGGGCACCUUGGACCUCGACAAGCUGGAGUCGACAGUCCGUGCGGGUUAUGGCAGCCGGUACCACCCUCGCUCAGUGCUCGUCUGCCUGGAGAACACCCACAGCUCUGCAGGGGGCCGGGUGCUCCCCCUUGCCUACCUCAGGGAGGUGCGCCUGCUUGCUGACCGCUACGGGCUGCACAUCCACAUGGACGGGGCGCGGCUGAUGAACGCAGCCGUGGCCCAAGGCGUGGCCCCAGCUCAGAUCACCCAGCACUGCGACUCCGUCUCCCUCUGCUUCUCCAAGGGGCUGGGUGCCCCGGCCGGGGCGCUGGUUGCUGGGUGCAGAGAGUUCGUGGCAGAGGCUUGGCGCAUGCGGAAGCUGCUUGGUGGAGGGAUGCGCCAGGCAGGAGUGCUGGCGGCCGCUGCCCGCGUAGGGCUGGAGCGCAUGGAGGAGACACUGCAGAGAGACCACGGCAACGCCCGCAGCUUCGCCCAAGGCGUCUGGGAGCUUGGCUCGCCCAUCUGCUCCGUCGACCCCUCGACCGUGGAGACCAACAUGGUGCUGGUGAAGGUGGCUGUGCCCUGGCUGUCCCCUGAGAAGCUGUGUGAGCGCAUGCAGGCGGUGAGCGAGGAGGAGGUGGCUGAGACGGGGCGUGCUGUCAGCGUGCGGCUGUUCCCGUGGGCCGCGCGCUCCCUGCGGGCUGUCUGGCACUGUGACGUCUCCGCACAGGACACCCAGCUGGCAGCCAACAAGCUGAAAUUUGUGGCCGAGCAGUGCUGGCGGGAGCGAGGUGCUGCACCCUAGAGCAGGCAGGAGGGGUGCGCCCGGACCAGACAGGAGAGCGCUCCUGCCUCUGCUGCUGGCUGCCAAGCCAGAGCGAACAUCCCAGCGCCAGCCAGGGGCCCACCCUGCCCAGCCCUCUGCUUGCCUGUCGACACUCCACCGGCCCAGCCAGAAGCCACUCACAGCUCCAAACACGGGAGCAGGCCAGUGACCCCUGUGGCCACAGUGCUCCUGCCAGCUGACUCAGGGCCUUGGCCCCUCUUCCCACAAUGCCUCUGGAGCUAUCCCACAAUCUAGGGUGCAGCGGGCGUGGGGGCAAGGCCGGGAGCCGCAGGCUUCCUGCCCAUAGGGAUGUGCGCUAUGGUCCAUGCACACAGGGCAGCGUGACCCAACUGCGCUAGGGUUCGAGGGACCGUGUGAGGAUCUACACCCUGGAGCCUGUUGUGAGGCUGCAGGGCUGGACGUGCUGGCGGAGCCUGCGGCGCUCAGGGCCUUUGCUGGCCCAGCAGGUUUGCACCCAUUGGGCGCUGGAGCUGGCAGCCAGGUCCCCUCAGGUGCCAGGUGGGCAGCUUCCUUCAGGCAUUGAAUCCCGCUGUGCCUCCUGGGUGCCCGUGACCCCAUGCCCCUGGAUCGGCGCGGUCUGCCCGUGGGCUCUGGGCCGAGUUGAAGGUGUUGGUUAUGACCCACAAAGCCCUAAAUGGCCUGCCGGAGGAUUGACCCUGCCCAUGCCGUGCUGGGCCCCAGUGAUACGCGAGGGGGUGGCUGGCAGGGCAUUCCCCAGGCGGGUCCGGAGCCCCUGGAACGUGCUGUGAAGUAGCCCCCCUUGGGGGCAUGCUGAGAGCCCUGGGGCACGGGGGCUUGCAGGGGAGGCUGAAGGGGGCUGCUGGGGCAGCCCACGAUGGAGUCGCCGGAGUUCCUGGUUGAACACUCCUGGGCUGGCUGCAGUUGGGGGUUGAUGUCGAGGUGCCUGGAGCCGUGCGGCGGCUGCUCCGCUUCCUUGCGGCUAAAUAAAGAACAAGCUCCUGGCCUGGCUCAGGGGUUUGUCUGCUAAA
Messenger RNA from Chrysemys picta bellii (western painted turtle), 2237 nucleotides. NCBI's taxonomy places the organism in Eukaryota, Metazoa, Chordata, Testudines, Emydidae. The record is from RefSeq and is a predicted model, not a curated record.